AUCAAUAAUUAAUAUUAUCAAUUUUUGACACUUGUGGCCAAAGGGAGAUUUGAAUUCUGAAAAUGUAUUAUUACUGCCUUUGAGAUUGAUAGGUGAGCCUUAUCAAGAUCCAAUUUCAGACAAUCCUAUAAAAUGUUUUUAUUUAAAAAAUCAAGAUAAUUCUAUGUUUCACUUACAGGAGUCUUGUGUGAAAUAUUGGAAUUAGAGAAAUAUUCUCGAUCUUUUAUCCUUGUUAAUUCAAGUAUACCAACAACCGACAGUAGCAUUUGGAUUACAUACAUAGAGAUAAAUUUGUUCACAAGUUCAUCUUUUAUCCUAACUAAUGCAUCAGGAUCAUCUAAUUUGAUUAAUUUACUCUAAUUACGGGGGGACAGUCAAAUCAUAAUUGUGAAAGUGUGCUAAAGACUGGGUAAACAUCUCAUUUUUAUGGGAAGAUUGUAUUUGCAUUAAUUAGGAUGGCACAUCCAUUGUUUUCCCCUGUAAAGGGCAGGGGAGGUUGAGGCUCUGGUGCAAAAUGGAAGAAAUCUUUAUUAUUUUUACUUUUAUGUUGCUACAAUGGAUUAGAAUACGGAUUGAGACAGAAUAGAUGAUAGAUUAGGUAGAAAAUAUACUGUAUUGAUGUUGAAUAUAUCCAGUAAUAAUAAAUAUGUGUAUCCCUUGCUGGUCCAUCCGCAUUCAUCCGAUAUAUUUCAAUGAAAAAUGACAGCGAAGCAUUCAAUGUGUGCUGUUGAAAAAGAGGAAAAUAUUUUCCAGCACGUUUCAACAACUACAAAUGUCACCCCCUUUGGCAAUGACCCCCUCACAAUAUACACCCUAAAGAUAAAGAAAAAGUUGCUGAAAUGAGUGAUCCGUGCUGUAUGGUCUUAAAUCUCUCGCCUUAUAUAUACCUUGAGGAACUGAUGGUGAUUAUAAUUGUGUGAACUCAGCGAGGUAUAGUCAUCCUCUUGAAGGCACUUCUUCAGGACAAAAACGAUACCAGAGCGAGAAAUGGGCGACAUGCUUACACCAUCAGCCCAUGUGAUGAAAAGGAGUCUAAGUGAAGUGAAUGAAGACUCUAUGGUGGAAAUAUUCUCUCGUCUGUCAGCAAAGGACAUAUCAAUAAGCAAAUGCGUGUGUAAAAAAUGGAAUGGCGUCAUGUCACACAAUUUAUUUAUCUGUCGUUAUGUUCAAAAGCCAGUUUCAAUUUCGGGACUAUAUUUCCAACAGCACGAGGAGCUUCCCGAUUUUCGAGAACUACCUGUAAUUUAUAUUCCUCUCGAAAUCGAAAACCCUCAGAUGGAAGAAACUGUUCUAGACUUUCUCCCCGAGAAAGUCUCUCUUAUGUCUUCAAGCAACGGCCUGCUUUGCUGCAGGAGCUUCGUCAGUACCUUUAUUCGAAACGUACCGAAUGGAAGAUUCGAAGGAAUUCACUGCCCUGUGAAAAAUCCAAAAAUUUACAUCUGCAAUCCAGUUAAUAAGGAGUUUACUGUUGUUAACCCUACCGAGGCCGGUACAGGUAUAAACAUCGGAUUGAAUUUUGAUCCCAUUAACGGCGGUUUUCAGUUGGUAACCGUCAACUGCAACCAACAAAUGACUUUUCCGCCUUGGAAAUUUUCGGCGUCUGUCUUCUCGUCGAAAACAUGGAGCUGGAAGGUUCUGGGAGCGGUUUUCGAUUGGAAUUCUCGUAUUCAUCGGAACAAGACUGUGUGCGUGAAAGGGGUUUUCUAUUGGCUGACGACGAAUCAUCAUGUGAUCACGUUCGAUAUGGAGAAAGAAGUUUUCGGGGUGGUUAAGCUGCCUGGUCCUGCAAUGGAAGGAGAAGGGUUUCAUGGAGUUUGCCUGGGGAGCUCGGAGGAAUGUUUGGUUUAUGUGGUGGUCCAUCCUUUGGAAAUUCGUGUUUGGGUUUUGAAAAAUGAUGGGAAGGAGUGGUUUAUGGAGAAUCGGUUGAAUUUGAUUCACUUUUACGAAAGAAAUAAGGAGAUGUUGAGUCCUCAUUUGUUGGAUAUGUUUUUGGAGUAUAAGUUGAAUGAUGAGACUCAGACGACUGCUGCGGUUCUUCCAUUGGCGUUUCGCGAGGGGGUUUUGUAUAUGGAUCUGCAUUGGUUCAUGUAUUCUUAUGAGUUUAAAACCGGGAGUUUGAAGAAGCAUUUCUACACACAUGAUAUGAAGUGUGAAAUCUUUCACUCUGCGAGUGUUGUUCCAUAUGGGCUUAACUUGGCUGCCAUGGGUUUUCUCAAGGGAGACUGGACUGAGUAAGAUGAAUGAGAAUUGGUAAUGCUGUUUCUUGGUGGAUAAUAAAGGCAAUGAAGAUGAAGAAGGGAAUAUUGCUGGUUUUAAUCUUGUUUAUUUUAAUGUUAUUGUUGUAUCUGUUUUAAGUAGGAUGUUUCUAAUUGAAUUGUUGCUUCUGUUUUUUAAGAAGGAUGUUAAUUGUUGCAUCUGUUUUAAAAAUACAGUUAUUU
Messenger RNA from Impatiens glandulifera, 2438 nucleotides. Its product is annotated as putative F-box protein At1g47730. The record is from RefSeq and is a predicted model, not a curated record. The transcript is spliced from 2 exons. Lineage: Eukaryota; Viridiplantae; Streptophyta; Magnoliopsida; Ericales; Balsaminaceae. Gene Ontology annotation, molecular function: protein binding. Bases 988 to 2235 code for a protein of 415 amino acids.